AUGCGCAUCCUCGCAUUUCUCCCCCUGCUCCUGCUAGGAGCACUGUCAGGCCUUGUUUCUGCGACGGACAAUGGCAAGACAACUGACGUGACAUGGGACAAAUAUAGCCUCUCGGUCAAAGGCGAGAGGGUGUUUGUCUUCUCCGGUGAAUUCCACUACAUGCGUUUGCCAGUGCCGGAACUGUGGCUGGAUGUGUUUCAGAAGCUGCGCGCAAAUGGGUUUAAUGCGGUCUCUAUCUACUUCUUCUGGAGCUUCCACUCCGCCUCCGAGGAUACCUUCGACUUUGAACAUGGCGCCCACGACGUCCAGCGGGUCUUCGACUAUGCCAAACAAGCCGGCCUGUAUGUGAUUGCCCGCGCAGGCCCGUACUGCAACGGCGAGACGUCGGCCGGUGGCUUCGCCUUGUGGGCUGCCAAUGGGCAGAUGGGUAGCGAGCGCACUAGCGCAACAUCUUACUAUGAGCGCUGGUAUCCGUGGAUUCUCAAGAUCGGCAAGAUCAUCGCAGAUAACCAGAUCACCAACGGUGGCCCGGUCAUCUUGAAUCAGCACGAGAAUGAGCUCCAGGAGACCACCCACCUGGCGACUAAUACUCUGGUCAAGUACAUGGAGCAAAUUGCCGCGGCAUUCGAUGAUGCGGGUGUCGUCGUGCCCAGUACCCAUAACGAGAAGGGGAUGCGCUCGCAGAGCUGGUCGACGGACUAUCAGGAUGUUGGCGGUGCGGUGAAUGUGUAUGGCCUGGAUUCGUAUCCCGGUGGCCUUUCUUGCACGAAUCCUAAUUCGGGCUUUAACCUGGUCCGCACUUACUACCAGUGGUUCCAGAACUACUCCGUCACUCAGCCAGAGUUCUUGCCCGAGUUCGAGGCCGGCUGGUUCCAGCCCUGGGGCGGAUACUUCUAUGAUACUUGUGCGGCCGAACAUUCGCCGGAGUUCGCUGAUGUCUAUUAUAAGAACAACAUCGGCUCGAGGAUCACCCUCCAGAGCUUGUACAUGGUCUUCGGCGGAACGAGCUGGGGGCACAGUGCCGCGCCGGUCGUGUAUACUUCGUACGACUAUGCUGCCCCGCUGCGUGAGACCCGCGAGAUCCAAGAUAAACUCAAGCAGACCAAGCUGAUCGGUCUCUUUACUCGGGUUUCCUCGGGUCUUCUCAAGACCGAGAUGGAGGGCAAUGGAACGGGGUACACCAGUGAUAGUAGUAUCUAUACCUGGGCCUUGCGCAACCCGGAUACGCAGGCAGGUUUCUAUGUGCUUGCGCACAGCACGAGUUCCUCUCGCGCUGUGACAACCUUUUCAUUGAAUGUCCAAACUUCGGCUGGCGAUCUCACCAUCCCAGACAUCGAGCUAGCCGGCCGCCAAAGCAAGAUCAUUGUCACCGAUUACGAGGUCGGGAACGCAUCAAGCUUGCUCUACUCAUCCGCCGAAGUUCUCACCUACGCCACCCUCGACGUGGACGUCCUGGUGUUCUACCUGAACAUCGGACAGCAGGGCGUGUUCGCCUUCAAAAAUGCUCCAUCACAGCUGACAUUCAAGACAUAUGGCAACUCGAAUGUGACUUCGACAUCAUCAGGUAACGGAACGCAGUACUCGUAUAUCCAGGGAGAGGGCACCACCGUGGUCAAGUUCUCUAAUGGCGUCCUGAUCUAUCUGCUGGACAAGGAAACGGCAUGGAACUUCUUUGCCGUGCCAACGACUUCCAAUCCGAAUGUGUCCCCGAGCGAGCAGAUUCUUGCUAUUGGGCCGUACCUGGUUCGUGAGGCGAGCAUCAGCCAUGAUACAGUGAGUCUGGUCGGAGAUAAUGCGAAUACUACGUCGCUGGAGGUGUAUCCAGGCAGCUCCAAAGUCACCAAGGUCAAAUGGAACGGCAAAACGAUUGCCACCAAGAAGACCGCUUAUGGCAGUCUUGUGGGCUCGGCUCCCGGUGCAGAAGAUUCCACGAUCUCACUGCCCACAUUGAGUGCCUGGAAGUCCCAAGACACGCUUCCCGAGAUCCAGCGAGACUUCGAUGACUCGCGGUGGACUGUCUGCAACAAGAGCACGACUGUCAACUCCGUCGCGCCGCUCUCGCUGCCGGUGCUAUACUCCGGUGACUACGGCUACCACGCGGGUACCAAGAUCUACCGCGGCCGAUUUGACGGGCAAAAUGCAACCGGCGCCAAUAUCACUGUGCAGAACGGCGUCGCGGCGGGCUGGGCGGCCUGGCUGAACGGCGCCUAUGUCGGCGGUGCCCUGGGCAAUCCCGCCUCGACUUCAACAUCCGCUCAGCUCGCCUUCAAUAGCUCUGCACUCCGUGCUACUGGCAACGUCUUGACCGUCGUCCUAGACUACACCGGCCACGACGAGAACAACGUGAAGCCAGCGGGCACUCAGAAUCCGCGAGGCAUCCUCGGCGCAACGCUCCUCGGCGCCGGCAACUUUACCUCCUGGCGCAUCCAAGGCAAUGCCGGCGGUGAAGCAAACAUCGACCCGGUGCGCGGGCCCAUGAACGAGGGCGGCCUAUACGGCGAGCGUCUGGGCUGGCAUCUCCCGGGCUACCAAGCGCCCAAGAGCGCUGGCACUAACAGCCCUCUCGACGGCGUGUCCCAUGCCGCCGGCCAGUUCUACACGACGACCUUCCGGCUACACCUGGACGCGGAUCUGGACGUGCCGAUUGGGCUGCAACUCGGCGCGGCGGCCAACACCAGCGCCGUCGUGCAGGUCUUCAUGAACGGGUACCAGUUCGGCCACUACCUGCCUCACAUCGGCCCGCAGACGCGGUUCCCUUUCCCGCCCGGCAUUAUCAAUAACCGCGGCGAGAACACGCUUGCGAUUAGUCUGUGGGCAUUGACGGAUGCUGGCGCCGCGCUGAGCCAGGUGGAGCUGGUCGCGUACGGGGCGUACCGGACUGGGUUCAACUUCAACGCCGAUUGGAGGUACCUGCAGCCGCAGUGGAAGAAUAAUCGUGCCCAUUAUGUGUAA
Penicillium canariense is the source of this 2952-nucleotide messenger RNA. Its product is annotated as glycoside hydrolase family 35 protein. Gene Ontology annotation, biological process: carbohydrate metabolic process. Lineage: Eukaryota; Fungi; Ascomycota; Eurotiomycetes; Eurotiales; Aspergillaceae. The record is from RefSeq and is a predicted model, not a curated record. Gene Ontology annotation, cellular component: vacuole. Gene Ontology annotation, molecular function: beta-galactosidase activity. Bases 1 to 2952 code for a protein of 983 amino acids. The transcript has 4 exons.